Molecule: messenger RNA, 1086 nt
Organism: Hyalella azteca
Lineage: Eukaryota; Metazoa; Arthropoda; Malacostraca; Amphipoda; Hyalellidae
Product: zwei Ig domain protein zig-8-like
Exons: 9
Coding region: 1-1086 (361 amino acids)
Biological process (GO): synapse organization
Cellular component (GO): neuron projection membrane
Source: RefSeq, a predicted model, not a curated record
AUGCUUCGGAAAUUCGUUCUUCAGGUGCAGCUGGCGACGCUGCUUGUGCUGCUCCGCUACUCGACCGUCGUAGACGGUGGAGGCGAGAGGGUGACGCGAUACACAAGACACUCUGGCCUCCCUCAGCCAUACUUCUCAGCCACACCCACCAAUGUGUCGGUGGUGUCAGGACUACCAGCAUACCUGCCCUGUAGGGUGCAUAUGCUGGGGGACAGAUCCGUGACGUGGAUGCGGAUGCGAGACUUGCACAUCCUCACCGUGGCUCACGUCACCUAUUCUGCUGACGAGCGAUUCCAGAUCCUACACAGCGAGGAGACCGAUGACUGGACCCUGAGGAUACAAUACACUCAGCCUCGGGAUUCCGGAGCCUACAAAUGCCAAGUCAACUCGCAGGACAAGAUUGCAAGAAAUGUUUACCUCUCGGUUGUCGAUCGAAAUCUGCUGGACAAAUCCCUGUACAAGAUUCCUUCGGAGCAUUCCAAAGAAGGCGUAUUUUCGACGGUGAUCGUGGGCAAGGAACAGCGAUUCCUGCAGGCGGGUUCACUCCUGUCGCUCGACUGCGUCGUCCGACACACGAAGAACCCGCCACCCGCGGUCCUUUGGUACAAGAACGGUGAAUUGCUCGAUUAUGACUCACCGAGAGGAGGAAUUGCCAUACAGUUGGAAAAGACGGGCGCGCAGACGAGCUCGCAUUUGCUGCUGUCAGCGAUGAGGCUCUCGGACGCCGGCAACUACACGUGCGCUCCCGUCGACGCCCCAGCGGCGACUGUGACUGUACACGUGUACAGCGGUGAGUGGGACUGUGAUGAGUGGGACUGUGACUGUGAUGAGUGGGACUGUGAUGAGUGGGACUGUGGUGAGUGGGCCUGUGAUGAGUGGGACUAUGAUGAGUGGGCCUGUGAUGAGUGGGACUGUGGUGAGUUGGCCUGUGAUGAGUGGGACUGUGAGUGGGAGUAUGAUGAGUGGGACUGUGGUGAGUGGGACUAUGAUGAGUGGGACUGUGAUGAGAGGGACUGCGAUGAGUGGGACAGUGUUGAGUGGGACUGUGAUGAGUGGGACUGUGAUGAGUGGGACUGUGGUGAGUAA